UCGGGGCGGGGUUAUGACCACCCCCUUUCCCACACUGCCCCGCGACCGGAAGUGGGAUCUUGAUUUCCGGAAUCUCCUUCCCGGCCCGCCACUCGGGGGAGUUUUGUGGUGGUGGUGGAGGUGUAGUGUCUUUGCUUGUGAUGGCUGCUGCUGUGGCUAUGGAGACAGAUGAUGCUGGAAAUCGACUUCGGUUUCAGUUGGAGUUGGAAUUUGUUCAGUGUUUAGCCAACCCAAAUUACCUUAAUUUUCUUGCCCAAAGAGGUUACUUCAAAGACAAAGCUUUUGUUAAUUAUCUUAAGUACUUGCUUUACUGGAAAGAACCAGAAUAUGCCAAGUAUCUAAAGUACCCUCAGUGUUUACAUAUGUUAGAACUGCUCCAAUAUGAACAUUUCCGAAAGGAGCUGGUGAAUGCCCAGUGUGCGAAAUUCAUUGAUGAACAGCAGAUUCUACACUGGCAGCACUAUUCCCGGAAGCGGAUGCGUCUUCAGCAAGCCCUGGCAGAGCAGCAGCAGCAAAAUAACACAUCAGGAAAAUGAACAGCUGCAAACAGCCCAGGGUCUUAAGACAUGUAUAUAAUGCAUCUCAUUGUACAGCGAAGACAUAAGACUCCUCUUUCUGCCUACCUUUAUUGUGGUAGCACCUGGAACUUAUAUUGUGCUUUUCAACCCAACUUUUUAUUGUUAGUAGAUUGUUAAACCAGAAUUGUUCUACUCUGAUUACCCUGUGAAUUUGUAAAUUUUUAAAUAGCAUUUAACAAUCAGCUGGAAAGAAUGAACUCCUUAGGUGCUGUUAAAGGUGCUGCUGGGAAUGGGAGAAGGAAGGGCAACAAAGUAUACAGAGCUCUUAAGCCUAGUUGUCUUUGGUACAUAACAGUGCCUUGGGCAGGCCCAUCUGUUGGAACUUAACUGUCUCUCACAUCAGCAGUCCGUAUGUCUUACCUACAGAAUAAAGGGAUUGGAGUCAAAGAUCUCGUAAGUCAGAGCAGGAACUACAGUAUAUAAAGCUUAUAUUCUGCAAGAGAAGAUAUACUUGUGUUAUACCUGCCUUGCAAAACAGCUUUAAGAAAGGAUCAUUGGUAUGUCACUGAUCUAAUGAUGGAGAACUCAGUGGUAAACUGCUAAUUGCCUUUGACCUUAAAUUAAAACAGAUAAGGCCAAAUGCUUCUGCUUAUUAGGGAAAGUUAACAUUUAUUUGCCAGUACCAAAAGUGGGUGCUACAUUAAAUGCUUCCAUGCGUUCUUUUUUUCCCUCACAGUUAUCCUUCUUUGUAAAGGAAAAAACUGAGGAUUAGACAGUUUAGGUAACUGGCUUAUAGUUACACAUCUAGUAAGUGGCAGGAUCAUUGUGUCUGACUCACAAAGUUGAGGUUCUAUCUCCAGUCCCCCCCACUCAUCACAAAUGAAGCACAUUCAGACAGCUGUAAAAUCUGCCUGGUUUAAGCAUACAUUAAGUAUGCUAUAUUUUCCCUCAUAGCUUGGUGGUUCUACAUUCCAAAGACAAGGAUCAGUUGCUUUGCAAAUUCAGGAAAAUUAAGGUAAAAGAUCUUUACUCUCUCAGAGAUGCGGUAUAGGCUAUCCAAGCAUUAUUGGGAGCUUUUAGUUGGCACCUGCAAUCUGUCCCUCUGAAUUAUUAUUGCCACUGCUGAAAAUUUAUUUUACUCUUAUCUUUGAGAUACCAUGAUACAAGCCAGAUGAAGAUUCGUAUUUAGAAUCGCAUUCUUUAUUGCUUAGACAUACUGAUUUUAACACAAUUUAUUGCCAUCAUGAAUUCAAAGCAAGUACACAAUUUCUUUUAUACUAGAGCAAACCAGAAAAUCAGGACACAGCUGCCAACAUCAAAUCUUAAUCUUCAGAAAACAACAUUUCCACAAGAUUUUCUUGAAGACACUCAGAUUCUACCAGUUUUUGAGGCUGUAAGAAAAAAACAGUCAACCACUGCUAUGAAGUGUUAUCAGAGCGAGUGAGUUCUGUUUUGAUGACACUACCUUAGAACACAGAAAGUUUGCCAUUUAGAAACUAUCAACUAGUUACAACAAGUUUUAUGAAACAGUUAUUUGCCCCAGGAUGAAUCAUUAAAAUACUUGGCUCAAAGGCCUCACACCCCAAAUACCAGAAGCAAAACAGGAGACAACGAGCCCAGUGUCAUCCCUUUUCUUUCAGCUCUUUAGUAUUCCCAAGGCAUGGCUGAAACAGAGGAGAUGGCAGUGCACCCUGAAUAAUGGUUUAAGUAGAAAACUACUUAAGCACGUGCUUUAAGGAACUUUCUGGCUGUAAAGUUGUUUAAGUGGCUUAAAAACAUAGACAAGACAUUGUUUAUUUGCAUUUUACUAUUCAACGGACAGCCAAGUUACAUUUGUUAAUGCACUGUGGAAGGCAAUGUGAUGCUUCAUACUUUUCAGAUAGGACUCUAGACAAGUUAAAAGGUUUCACAGUGAAGGAAAGCCCCACAUAAAGAUACUCACAGUUCCGUAUUUCAGUAGUGUAGGUACUGCAGUGAUUUUCAGUUUUUUUCUGAAAUCGUUAUUUGGAUCUUUCCAACUAUUCCAAAAAGAAAAAGUGAUCAAUAAAAUUUUUGGUUUA
Messenger RNA from Cavia porcellus (domestic guinea pig), 2578 nucleotides. RefSeq names its product mediator complex subunit 31 (gene Med31). The record is from RefSeq and is a predicted model, not a curated record. Gene Ontology annotation, biological process: regulation of transcription by RNA polymerase II. Lineage: Eukaryota; Metazoa; Chordata; Mammalia; Rodentia; Caviidae. Bases 141 to 536 code for a protein of 131 amino acids. Gene Ontology annotation, molecular function: transcription coregulator activity. The transcript is spliced from 4 exons. Gene Ontology annotation, cellular component: core mediator complex; mediator complex.